AUGGAAAUGAUCAAUACAGUAGCAGCAUCUUUUUUAUUAAAAUAUUUCACCUUAUUAAUUAAAACACCAGAGAAUUUAAAGGAUUUCUAUCACCAAAAUUCAAAAAUUACAAGAAGAUUCGAGAAUGGUAAAGCAAACAUCUUAACUAGCUAUGAUAAUAUUAAUGAAUUUUUAGUUAAUAAUUCAGCAAAGUUUGGAGGUAAUGCAAAUAUUUCCUCUAUUGAUUGUCAACCAUUAGGUGAAUCGAUCUUUAUGACAUGUAUUGGUUCAAUUGGUUUCGAUGGUAAUGUUAGAAGAUUUUUACAAAGUUUCUAUUUAGAAAAGAUUCAAGGUUCAUUCUUUAUCUCUAAUGAUAUUUUUGCAUUCACUAGCGAUGAAGUUUUUACUGUUGCCAUUGAACAACCAGAUGAAGCUUCAAACAUUGAACAAGACUAUCAACAACAACAACAACAAACUGUAGAGGUUGAAUCUACAACCACAACUACUACAACCACAACUGCUAUAGUUGCUGCAUCUCCAACUGUUGAUGCUGAAAUUGUUAAACAACCUGAAGAACCAGUAAAGGUUGAACAACCACCAACACCAAAAGCCUCAAAUGUUGAACAAAUCAUUGAAACUACAUCAACAACCACAACAACAACAACUGCUGCCGCUGCUGCUGUUACUACUAUCAAUGCAUCAACAUCAACUCCAACACCAACAGAAACAAAAGCUGUUGAAACCACUAAAAAACCAGAACCAACCACCAACACCACCACCAACACCACCACCCCAGCUGAAAAACCAAAAGAAACCACUCCAGCUCCUCAUCAAAAGCAAACUUGGGCUCAACUAGUUUUAAUUAAUAGCACAGCACAAACAGCAUCAGCCUCAGAAGAACCAACUCAAUCAUCAUCUUCAUCUUCAUCUCAACCAUCAUCUUCACCAUCAUCUUCAUCAUCUUCAGUAAACAACAACAGCAACACCACCACCACAACCAACAACACCACCACUACCACAACUGCUAAUAAACAAAAAGAUGAUCAUCAUUUCUCAAAAGAUGGUAACACAGUUUUCAUUAGUUUUAAGAGUUCCAAAGUUGAUCAAGCACCAAUUAAAGAGGCAUUCAAUCAAUUUGGUGUUGUUUCCAAUGUUAGAAUUCUUACCGGUUAUGGAUUUGUUGAAUUUGAAAAACCUGAAUCAGUCCAAAAUGCUUUAAACUAUGCAUCAACUCAUAGUAAUAAAAUUAAUGUUGCUGGUAAUAUAAUUAAAGUCGAAGAAAGAAGAGGUGCUUUACCAACUGGAAAACAACAACAGCAAUCACCACCAUCAUCAUCAUCAUCACCUUCAUCAUCACAACCAUUAAAACAACAACCACAACAACCAUAUAAAAGACAACCACAAAAUAAUGGCGCAAUUAAUUUAAAAUAUAAUAAUCAACAAAAUAAACCAAAUUUAAAUGGUAAUAAUAUUAAUAAUAAUAAUAAUAAUAAUAACAACAAUAAUAGUAAUAAUCAAAAUAAUUUUAGAAAACCUCAAAAAGUUGAUAAUAAAAAAGAAGCAUCCAAAUAA
This is a messenger RNA of Dictyostelium discoideum AX4, 1551 nucleotides long. RefSeq names its product RNA recognition motif-containing protein RRM. Gene Ontology annotation, molecular function: RNA binding; nucleic acid binding. Lineage: Eukaryota; Evosea; Eumycetozoa; Dictyosteliales; Dictyosteliaceae. Bases 1 to 1551 code for a protein of 516 amino acids. The record is from RefSeq and is a predicted model, not a curated record. The transcript is spliced from 2 exons. Gene Ontology annotation, cellular component: cytoplasm.